GGCCCCGGGCCACGGGGAGUCGCCGCCGUCCGCCCCGCGGGGGCGCCCGUUGGGUCCCGGAGCCGCCAUCGGGUCCGGACCGGGUGGCAACCGAAGACACCGCUGCGGCGCAGGUCCUGCGAGCUCAACACUGUCUGGGGUCAUGAACUAGGACUGCAUCACCCCAACCCCACCAGGGCCCAACCGGAACCCCUCCCCUCUACUCCUCCCCCUCCCACCCUCACGGUGAGCCUCCUGUGAUCUGGCCCUUGCUCACCUCCUUCCUGUUUCCCAGCAGCCUUCCCACAGUCCCUGCCCUUCCUCUGCCCACAGACAGGACAGCUCCUUUCUGAGACAUACUCACGGCGACCUUACGCAUUUCCUUAUUUCUUGCCAGGAUCCCGGGCCAAUCCAGCGUUCCUGCCCACACUGCCAGUCUUCCCAACACGCCCAUGCCCUGUCUCAACGCCUUCCUGUGUAUUUUCUGUGUCUUCUAGAACACUCCACCCGACCAGUAUGUACUACACUCACUGCCUAGGUCCCCUGGAAGUGUCACCCUCUCACCACCACUGCCGCUCAUAGUUCUAUCUCCUCCAUUAGCUUGCCCUUCCCACAUUUUUCUGCUACUCCAAACUUUUUUUUUUUUUUUUUUGUACUAGAGAUUGAACCCAAGGCCUUCCCACUGAAUUCCAUCCCUACCCCUUUUUACUUUGUCUUUUAAAUCUUGAAACAGGGUCUGGCUAAGUCGCCCAGGCUGGGCUUGAAUUUGGGAUCCUUCUGCCGCUGCCUCCCUAGUGCCAGGCUACAGGUGUAUACCCCCACUCCCAGCUACACACGCUCUUCUUCUUCUUCUUCUUCUUCUUCUUUUUUUUUGGCACCAGGGAUCGAACUCAGGACCUUGCACUUGUGAGGCAGGCGGCUGAGCCCCUAAGCUAAAUCCCCGGCCCUGUUACACGCUCUUGUUUAUAUCCUGAUUGGUCCUACAAACCCCUCCUUCACUUUCCUUUUAAUCCCACCAUCCCCAAGCCCCAACCCUCCUCUACCCCUUUUCCUUUUGUGUCCCCCUUUCCAUGCUGAACCAGCCCAAGGGUUCACCUUGAUCUCCUCUUUCCUUGGGGCUGUCAUGUUCCCCUGAGCCUCCGAGGAGGGGGCUCAGGGGGCCCGAUGGCCUCCUGUCCCCCACGGCCCGGCAGCCCCCGUGCAGGGGAAGAGCCCAGGAAGCCGCAGCGCCCAGGAUGGGCAACCGCUCGUGGGAGGGCUGCCACGUGGACUCGCGCGUGGACCACCUCUUCCCGCCGUCCCUCUACAUCUUCGUCAUCGGCGUGGGGCUGCCCACCAACUGCCUGGCUCUGUGGGCCGCCUACCGCCAGGUGCGGCAGCACAAUGAGCUGGGCGUCUACCUGAUGAACCUGAGCGUGGCCGACCUGCUGUACAUCUGCACGCUGCCGCUCUGGGUCGACUACUUCCUGCACCAUGACAACUGGAUCCACGGGCCAGGCUCCUGCAAGCUCUUCGGCUUCAUCUUCUACACCAACAUCUACAUCAGCAUCGCCUUCCUGUGCUGCAUCUCCGUGGACCGCUACCUGGCUGUGGCGCACCCGCUGCGCUUCGCCCGCCUGCGCCGCGUCAAGACGGCCGUGGCCGUGAGCUCAGUGGUCUGGGCCACCGAGCUGGGCGCCAACUCGGCGCCCUUGUUCCAUGACGAGCUCUUUCGAGACCGAUACAACCACACCUUCUGCUUCGAGAAAUUCCCCAUGGAGGGCUGGGUGGCCUGGAUGAACCUGUACCGCGUCUUCGUGGGCUUCCUCUUCCCCUGGGCCCUCAUGCUGCUCUGCUACCGCGGCAUCCUGCGGGCCGUGCGGGCCAGCGUGUCCACCGAGCGCCAGGAGAAGGCCAAGAUCAAGCGGCUGGCGCUCAGCCUCAUCGCCAUCGUGCUGGUCUGCUUCGCGCCCUACCACGUGCUGCUGCUAUCGCGCAGCGCCGUCUACCUGGGCCGCCCCUGGGACUGCGGCUUCGAGGAGCGCAUCUUCUCCGCCUACCACAGCUCGCUGGCCUUCACCAGCCUCAACUGCGUCGCCGACCCCAUCCUCUACUGCCUGGUCAAUGAGGGCGCCCGCAGCGAUGUGGCCAAGGCCCUGCACAACCUGCUCCGCUUCCUGGCCAGUGACAAGCCCCAGGAGAUGGCCAACGCGUCCCUCACCCUAGAGACCCCGCUCACUUCCAAAAGGAGCAGUGUGGCCAGGGGCCCGGCAGGCAGCUGGGUGGCGGCUGUGCCCUCCCAGGGGGACCAGGUGCCGCUCAAGGUGCUGCUGCCCGCACAGUGAGCCCCAUGCUUAAAUCUCUGCCGUGGUCUCUUCCCAGGUCUGCUGUAUGCAAACUGUACGUAACCAGGCGGUGUUGAUAUUCUUAAGAAUAUAAUAGGACAAGCGUAAGGCUGAUGAGUCACUGUCACCCACCUCCUCCACAUGACCCCCUCGCAGUUCAGUUUAACCUCCCCAGCCCUGAGAUGGGCAGUGCUAGUGAUAGGGCAGCAGCCCUGUCCUCAUGGACCCCAGGCCCUGCUACUCUUCUGGGGACACAGGGCUUCCUGGAGGACCUGAAGAGUCGAUGAAGUCAAAUAUUUGGCUUCCAAAAGGUAAAGACACAAAGAAAGGAUGAUUUCCAACAGAGGAGUAGAACCUGUGACUACUGCGCGGGUGGGAGGGGAAAAUCAGAGUGUGGUCACUGUGUUUGCCCUUGGGAUGUCCCUGGGGGAGAGGGUGACAGACAGACGGGUUCCGAGAUUUCCUGUCAACAGUGUUCUCCGAGUAGGAACUGAGGAAGAGGAUGGAGAGUGUGGGAAAGAAAGGAAAAAGCAAUCAGAGCAGACUGCCUGGAGGAAGAGUGAGUGGGAGGAGGCUCAGGACAAGAGGAAGCUCAUUCAUCCAUUCAUUCAUUCAUCCAUCCAUUCAUUCAUUCAUUCAUUCAUCCAUUCAGUCACUGGAGAUUUAUGCCCAGCCUAUGUUGACAGGGGCUCAGGAUACAGCAACGGACAUGACAGCCCUGGCCCCGCUCUCAUGGGGUUCAGGAAAAACAAGUAAAAAGUAACUAUAAGCUGGGCAUGGUGGUAUAGAGCUGUAGUCUCAGCUACUUGGGAGGCUGAGGCAGGAAGAUUGCAAAUUUCAGGCCAGCCUGGGCUAAACAGCAAGACCUUGUCUCAAAAAUCAAGGAUAACAAUAAAAAAUAAAUACGACAUUUGGAAUUGCUAAAUAGAAGUGGAAAAAACCAGAGCUGGUUGAAGAGACCGAAGGACCGGGAGUCUGAUCUAGAUGAGGAAGAUGGGGGAGGGCUCAUGGCAGUGCUUAGAGCAAGGAUCUGAAGGGGCAAGGCGGUAACCCCUGUGGGUACUGCGGGAAAAGCACUCCGGAGAGCAAGAGUGGCAAGGGCAAAGGCCCUAGGGUAAAAAACCGUAAGUUCGGAGGGACCAGUGGCACAGCAGUGUGGCUGGAGUGCAGGUUGGAAGGGCAAGAGGAAUGGGACGUUGGCCACAGGCGGAUGGUGUGAGCCUGCUUGUCUUGGUGAGGAUUUGCCUUCUUCUCAGACAAAUAGGAGCCGCAGGGAGGCUCUGAGCAGUCGACCGAAGUGAUCUGACUUCCGUGUUAAUGGGAUCCUGCUGGCUGCUGAGCAGGAGCAGAAGGCAGGAGGUGAAGGCAGAAGCCAGGGGCCUGGUGAGGUGGUGAUUGGCAAAAUGUACACUGAACAUGUGGGUGCUCGACCAGUUGGGAGUGGGGGACCAGGCAGGGUGGUGGUCAGCACUGGGCUUUAUUCUGCAGGAAGACAUUGAUGGAAGCAGCUGGGGCCUGUGGAAUUGUGUAACAGGAGCCCCUUGCCCUCUUCUGGGAAGAGGGUGCUCGGGGACCUGAGCGGAAAGGGCCUCUGGGAGUGAGUGAUCUUAGCCGCAGUGGAAGGUGGCACCAGAGGGGCUGAGCAGGGGUCCAAGGUCUCAGGGCCGGUGAGUCAGUGCUGGGCCAUCCUGGGCUUGCUCCCCACUCCUCACUCCAGCAUCUGUUCCCACGGCCCAGGGUGCCAAGGUGGCUGUCCUGGCUGAUGGUGUCCGUGGCCGCCUCUGGCCUCAAGGGUCACCAGGGCUGGAGAGGAGGAAGCGCCUGCCCUGCCAGGCCCCAGCCCUCCCAGAGCAAGGGUGGAUGCAGGCUCCUGAGAUGCAAAGAUCCUCCUCCCCCACCCUGCCCUGCCCUAGAAGUUCCCAUAAGAGCUUCCUGGAAACGCUUCUCGGAGAAAGGAAGAGGUGGGAAGAGGGGAAUGGGAAAACAAUGCACUUGAUGAGAAAAAUGAUUUUGUGGAGAAGGGGGUGAGGUGGCACAGAGGGCAGGUAGCCCAGAGAUGCAGUGUUGGGGGGUAGAGAAGCAGGGAGGCCUAGGAUCUGGGAGGUCGGUCCCCUCCUCCCACCACCUUAGAAUGGCUGAACACAGCCCCCUCCCACCAAAUGCUCCUUCCUGGCCAUUCAGUAAACAUUUAUUGAGUACCUACAGUGUGCCUGGCACUAUUGUAAGAGCUCAGGAAACAGCAGUGAAUUGUACAGAAAAGAGUCAUGUACACGUUUGGAAGUUUCCUAAACCCAUCAGGUCUUUUCCUCAGUCCCUAGUAGGUCCUUGGGCCCCAUGAUAACCCACCCAGGGAUUAAAAGAAGGACCUGGGCAAAUCUCUUCCACUUUCUGGCCCCAGGUGGCUGGUCUGUACCAUGGGAAGACGCCUGGUCCCAAUUGUGUGAUGGAUCUUAAGUGGGCCGGGGCUUGUUCACACCUUCUGUCCUUGAGGCACCCCAGGAAGCCUUGUUUUUUUGGACUUUUGGCAUUCUUAGUGAGUUAAGAGUAUCUGGGUUCACACACACCUGCAUCAUCUUUUAUUUAUUUACUCUUUUUGUCUGUACUGGGGACUGAACCCAGGGCCUUCACACUGUACAGCCCUAGUCCAUUUU
Heterocephalus glaber (naked mole-rat) is the source of this 4954-nucleotide messenger RNA. The record is from RefSeq and is a predicted model, not a curated record. Lineage: Eukaryota; Metazoa; Chordata; Mammalia; Rodentia; Bathyergidae.